AGGGAAGGUGGGCUCCCGAGAGGCUUCAUUGACCGUCUUGGCCCUCACUCGUCUACAGACUCACCUGUAGGAGGUAUACCUUCCUGACGUGGAUACCAACGUAUGUGAAAGGGACACCGCGCGUGGGACUAAUAAUACCGCCUACUCACUGGGAGGGACAGCCUAGUUUCCCGUGGCCUCUUCCUUCGGCUCUCGAUCGAGUGAUUUAUCAAUUUUCGUUCUGGAUGAGACAGACGCGUCGCUGAAGUUUCCACGUAACACCACUACGUUUUACCCGACGAAGUUGCCGCUGGAGUUCCGCUUCUUCUUCUUCUUCAGACACCGAAUCGUGAGCUUGUAGUCUGGAAGGGCGAGGACUGCGUGUCCUUUGCACGUGGAUUUUCAUGGAAGGAAACAGGAUGUGAGGCAAGGAUGCAGUGCACAUUGGCAAGUCUAAUUUCCCAUAAAGUCUGAAGUGAGAGGAAGGCAUUCAAGGCUGAGACUGGUGUGAAAAAGUUGGAAAAUAUCGCUUGCAUCAUCAUCCCGUUUUAUGAUCCCUACUAAAGGAACGUUUCAAAGGUUGCAAAGGUGUUGUAAUUUAUCAGUUCUGUUUUGUGGCUCUGGCAAGAAAGACUUGUAAAAAAAAUAAAAAUAGAUUUCUAAAAAAAAUCAUGUAAAAUGUUAAAUACGUCUCCAUAGUUAUCUUAUGAUUGAGCUUCAAUUCGUAUCAGUUCGAACCUCAAGCUAUUUCCAGAUUAAACCUGUCUGUCAUGCUGCGACGUCGUUGUUUGUAUAAUACACCGCAAGAAAAUCAGUCAAAUAAGAUAUUCCGAGAAAACCUUUGAAAUACAAUUCGAACUUUUCUCUCCCGCACUAAAAAUGUAUAACUGCCGGCAGAGAAGACUACGAGCCUAAAAGGUUUUAGUUAUAAUAACGCAUAAAAUCUAAGAUGGUCCGAAAGUGCCCCCGGAGCGUAUUUCCUUCGAGAUUUUAAAUGCGAAGAAUGGCCGCUUAUAAAAGCUUCUGAUAUAAAAGGCUUCCAUUGCGUUUUAAGAGUCGUUUAAUAGUCCCUUUUUAUUGUACCUGUGGAAAAAAAAAAGGCAGCAAAAUAACCGCGGUAAAGCAUGAUUGAUGAAUCGGGCUGUUAUGUCCAGAGCGCUGAGCUGCGGCCGCCUCUUCAAUACCCUUGUGAAAAGAUGGACAUUUGUUACAACAGCCCGGUCAAUAAUACCCGCGGUGUUGCUGAAGGAGAGGCAGAAUGCGGAGGAGAUAAUGAGUGGGAAGAAGAGGAAGACGACGAAGAAAAGGACCAGGAGGAGGAAGAUGGGCGAGGAGGAGAAGAAGCGGACGGAGACAAAGAUAGGAGGAAAAACCGCCACAAUGGGGACAAUGCUUCCAUUGUCGGGGCGACAGAAGAAGCCGACACCUCCGGAGGCGCUCCCAGCGUCGGCUUUCCACCGACAGCGCUCAACGUCGCCGGCGGCAAACACUUCCAAAAGGGCAGGAAAAAACAGAACAAGUGUUUGCCCUCCAGAAUAGCAGACAGAUACGGCCAAAGACCCAGAACCAUAAUACGGAGGAUCAUGCUCGAAAAGGGACUGAGGGACAGGUCCCCGCAAAAAGCUCCCGGCCGGGCCAAGUUACAGACGCUGUCCAAAUACCGCAAAAAGUCUGUCAGCGCCCGGGAGUGGUGUCACAUGCAGGAGAUCAACCUGGCUUUCGAAAGCCUUCGAAACGCUCUCCCGAUGGGCUACAGCAACGCUGGGUACAGUGACACUCGGCGGCAGCUAAAAUGACCACCCUGAGGUUAGCUCUCAGGUACAUAACGACCCUCACGCAGCUUCUGCAGGAUGACCAGGUCUCACCAUCCACGGAUGACGAGUGUCACGGCUCUUGCUGCUCAGGGGAACACAAUUAUUAUACGGCGAGUAACAACAGCAGCAGCAGCAGCAGCAGCAGCAUUAACAACAGCGGCAGUAACAGCAGCUGCAGUGAUCAUAACGAGGCAUGUUCUUACCGUGACGUCGGUGUCUCUCUCCAUCGUGAUCUGGAAAGCGAAGACAAAAACAGCCUCAGCAAACGGACCUGUCUCGAUUACAACAGGCACGCCCUGGAGAACCCCCUCCCCAACAACAACUACAGCACCCAUCGCACUUCCCUUCAUCACGACCGGCAUAAACGACCUCGCUAUCACACCGAAAAAGAUGACAGUCACGAAGCGCUGGACAGCGGAGGCCGACAUUCUCUUUUGGCGUCCAGAAGAGAAGAAAGAGAUGGGAAGGAGGGCGGGGGAGAAAGAGAACGAAGAGAAGUAGAACAAGGAGAAGAGGACGACCCAGAAAUCUACAUAGAGGCCAUAGCGGGCAUCUUCAAAGAGCCCAGUAGCUCCUUUGACGAAGAGGAAUCGUGCCCAUGCCAGAAAGACGUCCAUAUCACGCGGCAUAAGGGCGGUGAGCCUCCUCCUCCUCUUCUGGGGUCAGUCACUCUUCCCAAGACACGCCCAUCGCCGCAGGUCAUGGAGGGUCACGGGGGCGACCCUUGCUCCGCCGAGGAUUUCGGUGACCUCACCGAUUACCAUUCCGAGAGUCACUUGGAGGUACUGGACGAUCUCAAACAGCUGUCGGACGCUGAGUCAGACGUUCUCCUGCUUGCCACGGACGCGGGUGGUGCCCUUAGCAAGGACUUGACUUAGGGACUCCACGCGAAGGCUUUGAAUGAAGGAUGAUAAAGGGCCGUCGAGUGCCCGAAAUGAAAGACGUCAAGAGACCAGAAGAAUACCAAACAGAGCGGCUGAAGGCUCCCGGAGUGUUUUCGGCAAAGAACUCCAAAAGGUCCUUGAGUGCUUUAACAAAGAACCGGGACCCCUGGAAGUGAUAUCAAGAGAGAAAUCGUUCCGCUUUCACGAAAGCAGUCGAGAAGCAAAUACCUGAGAGGGAGGAAAACUCAAAAGAUGCUAUUUUAGGCAUUGUUAGACGAUAGACACUUGUGGUGCUGUUAUGCAUACCGUUUAAACUCUUUGCUUUGGCUAAAAUAAGAAAUUAACAUAGUUCGUGAAACGUAUUGUUUACUAAACAGUGGCACCGCGCUUAUAUCAUACUAUAUUCUUUGUUAUACAUUUAUUUUCACUAGAAACUUAACGAUCAUACACACAUACAC
Molecule: messenger RNA, 3135 nt
Organism: Macrobrachium nipponense
Lineage: Eukaryota; Metazoa; Arthropoda; Malacostraca; Decapoda; Palaemonidae
Exons: 2
Coding region: 1772-2671 (299 amino acids)
Source: RefSeq, a predicted model, not a curated record